GCCAGCUGAGUGGGCCAAGUACUUCUGAUGACAUUCGCUGCUGUAUCAGCUCAGUCCGAGUCCGACAGAGCUGAGCAUCUGUCACUCACACCGGGGUGUGCUCUAGAUCCUCUGUCUUCCCGUGUUUCUGUAAAAGCUUCCAUGCAGAGAAAGGUGUUACACAUCUGGAUCACCAUACUACCCAUCGGCUCAUUCCACUCGGGUCCACAGCAGGCAUGAGGAUUUGUCAGCUGCGCGUAAAUGAUGAACACACAACGGAACCUUUGAUCUUUGCAUAACCCCAGAUGCCUCCCCUCCCUCUUGACGAGCGCAUAGUGGUCAUUCAGCGCCCCAAAAACGUGUGUGAGGCUUCCCCACAAACCAUCCCACAGCAUUCCUCUCAAAUAACGGCCUCUACCAAUGGACGAGUGUCCCAGCCUUCGCAUCUCCAUGCCUCUCAUUCCCAUUUUUAUUCACCCGCAUGUAAACCUCUAAAUGUGGAAUGCAAGCGCAGGUCGUCCCGUGUGCCGAGAUUCAAGGUUGACCAGCCUGUCAUCCCAGCAGGUGUCCGCCACAUCCCCAGCCACUGUCAUAGCAAUGGCACAGUAACACUUGGCCCACGCCUUCCCUCUCACACACAUACUAUUGAUAUCAAGGUAUCAGUGGACAAAAGGGGACGGGGAGGAUUAAGCAACUCAUUAGGGCGCACUGGAAGUUCAAAGGGUGGCAGAGGGAAAUGUGCAUCUUCCCAGCUUGAUCAAGAACAAUGUGAGAGAAAACCUGGAAGCUUUGGCAGACCUUGUGGAGUGGAGCACAAGCCACAGCGAGUUCGUCAGCUGUCUUCUUCCCCUGGAGGGAUCCUUCAGUUUGUCCCUGCUCAGGCACAACAGCAUACAUUCAAGAGAGAAAAGGAGAAAGAAAAUUCAAUUUUUCUUAACAGACGUGACCAGGAAUUUCCCUCUUUGGGUCACAGGAACGAUUCCAAGCUGGGAACUGUCCAUCAAAGCCAUAAAAGCCACAGUCUGCCCUACCACCACCACUCUGUUCCUGUGCCCCAUGCUGCCAUCCUAAACUCCACCUAUCCUUCAUCCCUUCCAUCCCAACCCACUCAUGCCCCAGUCUCUUUUCAGCAGCUUAAUCAACCUCACCCACCUCGCAUGAGGGAUCACCGCCCUCACAUUCAUCAUGGUCUUCCACUGUCCCCUUGCUCCUCCCGUGUCGGAGGGUUCCCUAGCCCGGACCAUACUUGCACCAUUGACUGUGCGCACCCAUUCAACUGUGGCUACUGGAGGUUGGUAAGAUGCACGGGGUGUAAAGGAGACUCUUCCAGUUACCAAGGAGGUGGAGGAAGCACUUCUACCUCAUUUUCCUGUGGUCACAAUGUUGGCGCAGUGAAGAGAGAAAGUAAAAACAUGGGGCUAAAGAUUCUGGGUGGCUGUCUCUCCACCGCCUCCACAUCAAACAUUUCCUCAUCUAACAGCACUGCUUCUGACUGUCGAGCAGCUCUAUUCAAACCUCUACCUUGUGCCUCCUGCGGUGGAGAAGCUGGAAACUUUGAGAGUCCUGCUAUCCUUCGGAAAAAGCUAGUCGGAGGAUGCCUUCCCUGUACUUCUCUGUCCUCUUCAACCCCUUUGCGGGCAAUUCAAAGCUGUGUAUCUGGUUGCAACAACAAAGCAUCUCAGACUGGCAGUUCUUCCUGCAGCUAUUGCAGCAGCGACCCAAUAGUGGUGACGUUCAACCCUCGCAGAGGAAAACCCCCUGGUAGAGGCUUAGGACCGACUCACCCAAUGGCUAUGCUACAAACAGAUGAUGAUGACUACAGCGUGCGCACCAUCUGGCCUGAAGAACUGGCUAAGAAAAUAACCCAUUCUAAAGCUCAAAAGAACAACUGUGCUGGGAUGGGUGCUGGGAAAACUUGUUCUAACCAGGCCCAGAAUGGCAGUAACGGAGCCGGCCUUGCCCUCUUGGACUGUCAAGGCCUUCAGGAAUACGCACAGACUCAUCUCAUAGACAAUGCUGGCCGACGACAACUUCAGCAGGGCAAAAUGGCUGCACUCGGUUUUGUAGGCAGCAGGCUGGGUUCCGGCUAUGACGAUGGACGCAACUCACUAAAGAGACUCUUAAAUAAAACUGAAGAUGUUGGAAUGUGCAACAGUCCUGAGCAUGACCAAGUGUAUCCACGAUCCCCUUCUCCCCGCUCCAUAUCUCCCCCAUCACCUGUGUCUUUUUCCCCUCCACCCUCGGCCCCCAGCACACUCAUCAAACCCAAACCCUGGCAGAGAGACAGGGAGGGAGGACACUCUCUGCCAUCGGCUCAGUCCCUUUACCUGGCCCUAAACUCCCUUAACAGAGAGCAAGAUGAGGAGAACAACCGAAUGAGGCUCUCUCUGCCGCUGUCCUCGUCAUUACCAGCUUCCCUGUCCGAUGAGACUGUGAUGACUCCCGAUGCGGAGAACGCCGUCAUUAGCCCGAUCCUGCCCUUCCUGUUCCUGGGGAACGAGAGAGAUGCCCAGGACCUGGAUCUGCUGCUGCGCCUCAACAUUGGCUAUGUGGUGAACGUGACCACACACCUGCCCCUCUACCACACCAACUCGGGGCUGCGCUACAAAAGGCUCCCAGCCACUGACAACAGCAAGCAAAACCUCCGACAGUACUUCGAGGAGGUUUUUGAAUUCAUUGAGGAGGCAUAUCAGAGUGGACAGGGUGUGUUGGUUCACUGCCAGGCAGGGGUGUCCCGUUCUGCAACCGUCGUCAUCGCCUACCUUAUGAAGCACACCCUCAUGACAAUGACAGAUGCCUACAAAUACGUGCGGAGCCGUCGCCCUGUGGUGUCGCCCAACCUGAACUUCAUGGGUCAGCUCUUGGAGUUCGAGAGGGACCUUAACUCCGGCGUGACUCCUCGGAUCUUGAUGCCUAAACUAAAUGGUGUGGAGACGCAGGUGUGAAGGAGGUCAAGGAUCAGGAGUGUGUAGCAUUAAAUGGGCAUUAAAAAGAAAGUGCUACACGUUUUAGAACGACAGCUACAGGAUACUGGAGAAUCUAGGUGGGUUUGGUAAAUAGUGCACUUUUAAUACUGUGAAACAUGAGACAGAGGACUGGAUGGUUCAUUUGUUUAAUUGUUGGACAAUUUGAUCACCAUCCAGUAUGGUGUUUCUAAGAUAAUGUGCCAAUAUUUUGUACAGCUCCAACAUAAUUCAGAUAUCUUUUUUUAAUUCUGAUAUGCCUCCUUUUUGUUCCUGUUUACGUCAUGUUCACACAGAAAUAGCAGCUUUAUUGCCCUACAUCAUAAAUGCAUGCAAAAAGUGAAUGCAAAAUGGGAAGGGUUCAUUGUUAAUCAUUCAUCUACAACAGCUCUUUGAUGUUUGCGCCACACGUAGCAGCGCAAUGCACUUUACUUCCCAUGCAUUGGUAAGUUAACACCCACUGAAUUAUCAGAAAGAUGAGGUAAGGCCUCGGUUACUCUUCUUUGAUCAUUCUUUUUGCUUUCAUUUGAUCCGUUUAUUUUUUUUUUUUUAUUGUGAACUGUGGAACAGUUUGUCAUGGACCUAGCAACGUUAUCAUAAGGAAGCACUUUUUUUUGCAGUAUUUAAGGUAAAGUCCUGCAGCAUUGUCCAGACUAGGGUUUAAAGGUACAUUAACAUGCAAUGUUAACAAUGUACACUUAAAAAUGCAGGUUAUACAAUGAAAAAAGGCCACUAUAAAUGCAUUUAUAACAAUACAGGAGCAUUUUAUAUAGUACAUCUGAGCAUUGGCGUGGGUUAGCAGGAUGUUUCCUGCUGUUACAAUGUGCUUUAAAACUUCUCCAAGUGUGCAAACUGUCUUUUUUUAUGUGAAGUUAUAUUUCUUUGUUUCCUACUUAAAAGAUGUAGGUUAAUAUGUAGCAUGAAAUAGACCCACAGAGGUUUCUCUGAAAUUCAAAAGUAGCACUUGGGUGCCAUUAAUCUCCUGCAAAGCUUUUUAGACCAGACAUAACUUUUUGUUUCAGAAAACGUCUACCCACUCCAGUUUGGAGAAGUGUCUCUUGUAAUAGGAAAUUAUAAUCACCUAACAGAGCUCAUUUCAAACAAUACAGUGCCGGAUACAUGUAUUGACACCACUGGUAAAGUUGUGUAAAAAGCCUUAAAAUACAUUUGUUUUUAUUGCAGUAGCAUAAUCUCAUACUGAAACAUUUGGAAAGGUCUUGCAACAUUUAUUUAAAUGGGGAAACAUGUUAAGGAGGUGUUCACUUAAGCAUUGGUGGCACAGUUAAUGGUACCAUUGCUGUUGACCGCCUUUGGUCAAAGAAGAGGAGGCCUUCACUCUUCUCUAAUCUCUAUUUAAUUUAGAACAUUCAUCCAUGCAGUGUUUGAAAGCACAUUUUAACAGUUUUAGUUGUCUUUUGACUAACUAUUUUUAGGGAUUUUAGUUUUAGUUGACUAAAUUGUGCUUCUUUUAAUAAACUCAGCUUACUUUGUUUAGUAUUUCCAACAACAUUCUUGUCAUUCUUAAUGAGUUUUUUAGUUUUUGACAAAUUUUUAUAUAUAAAAAUACAUUGACAAAUUAAUUUACUUAUAGUUUUAGUCAAUAAAUUACAGUGCCUUGCGAAAGUGCUCGGCCCCCUUGAACUGGUCAACCUCUUGCCACAUUU
Girardinichthys multiradiatus is the source of this 4606-nucleotide messenger RNA. Its product is annotated as dual specificity protein phosphatase 10. Lineage: Eukaryota; Metazoa; Chordata; Actinopteri; Cyprinodontiformes; Goodeidae. Gene Ontology annotation, molecular function: protein tyrosine/threonine phosphatase activity; MAP kinase tyrosine/serine/threonine phosphatase activity. Gene Ontology annotation, cellular component: cytoplasm; cytosol. Gene Ontology annotation, biological process: protein dephosphorylation; negative regulation of JUN kinase activity. The coding region runs from base 285 to 2924 and encodes 879 amino acids. The record is from RefSeq and is a predicted model, not a curated record. The transcript is spliced from 4 exons.